AUGAAAGCCCUACAGAUACUUUGUAGUGCGCACCCUUUCCCUCCAAGUUCUUCCUCCACUCUAUUCUCACAAGUGUGUCAACAAAGUAUAAGGAAUUGCCGCUCAGCACCUUCUCCUUCUGCCUUCCUUAUUUAUAUAACCAUCUACUUUUGUCCGGUCCUACCAGGGAGCCGUCCGUGA
Messenger RNA from Zygosaccharomyces rouxii, 180 nucleotides. RefSeq lists its product as uncharacterized. The record is from RefSeq and is a predicted model, not a curated record. The transcript has a single exon. NCBI's taxonomy places the organism in Eukaryota, Fungi, Ascomycota, Saccharomycetes, Saccharomycetales, Saccharomycetaceae. Bases 1 to 180 code for a protein of 59 amino acids.